AUGGCCGAAGACAACCGAGAGCCCCCGGCAGGAGCCGGCACCCUCCGAGAGGCCCUCCGGGCGCUCCUGCCCCACAGGAAGGAGGAGCUGGUGCCAGAGCUCGGGGAGAAGGUAGAGCGCAGCGUGGUGCAGCUCCUGUGGGAGGCCGCUGAGCUGUUCUGCGGGGGCCGCCGGAGCGAGUGUCUGCAGGCCAGUGAGGCCAUCCUGGACUACUCCUGGGAGAAACUCAACACGGGUCCGUGGCAGGACGUCCACAAGGACUGGCGCCGCGUCUACGCCUUCGGCUGCCUCCUGAAGGCGGUGUGUCUGUUCGAGGAGCCUGGGGAUUCCGCCGCAGUGGCCGCGGCCCUGAAGGCCUGUGACAUGGGCCUGCUGAUGGGGGCGGCCAUCCAUGGGGACAUCCUCAUUAAAGUCGCCGCUGUCCUCCAGGCUCACCUCCCCUCAGCAAAGAGGCCCGGCCCAGGCCUGGCCGAGGAGCAGCCCAGCAUGAAGAAAGCGAGGGACGACUGUGUUUCGGUUCCGGAUGUGGCAUCGGAGAGACUGGUCCCCCGGCUUCGCUGUCCGUCCCUCCAGCAUUUCAGGAAGCAGUUUCUGGUUCCCGGGAGGCCUGUGAUCCUGGAAGGCGUGGCGGACCAGUGGCCGUGCAUGACGAAGUGGAGUUUGGAGUAUAUCCAAGACAUUGCCGGCUGCCGAACUGUCCCGGUGGAAGUCGGUUCCAGGUACACGGACGAGGACUGGUCGCAGACGCUCAUGACGGUCGAUGAGUUCAUCAGCAGAUACGUCAGGAGUGAGUCAAAGGACGUCGGGUACCUUGCGCAGCACCAGCUCUUUGACCAGAUCCCGGAGCUGAAGCGGGACAUCAGCAUCCCGGACUACUGCUGCCUGGGCGACGGGGAGGAGGAAGAGAUCACCAUUAAUGCCUGGUUUGGUCCCCAAGGAACCGUGUCCCCCCUUCAUCAGGACCCUCAGCAGAACUUUCUGGUCCAGGUGAUCGGCAGGAAGUACAUCCGGCUGUAUUCCCCGCAGGAGUCAGAGGCUUUAUAUCCGCACGAGACGCACCUUCUUCAUAACACGAGCCAGGUUGACGUGGAGAACCCCAAGCGGGAGAAGUUCCCCAGGUUUGCCGAGGCCCCGUUCCUGUCCUGCGUCCUGUCUCCCGGGGAGGUCCUCUUUAUUCCGGCCCGGUACUGGCACUACGUGCGGGCUCUGGACUUGAGCUUCUCCGUCAGCUUCUGGUGGUCGUAGCCAGGGUGCGAGGGUCCGAGACGCCUCCCCGGCUCCACACCCGGCCUGUGCCGGAGCCUUUGCUGGAGACCGGGCUGGGCGCUGGCGGACACAGGGCGAGGGCGCGGCAAGGCGCACGCUCCAGGCCAGGUGCGUGCAGCAGAGGCAGGUGGGGCGGACCCCAGGAGGACGCCCCAGGCCGACACCUGCCUGGAGACCCUGGGCAUCGUGAAGCCUGAGAUGCUGGGGACAGGGGCUGGCAGUGUGCACGGCGGUAGGGGGUGGGCUCUGAGGUCGGCUGCCCGGAUUCAGACCUGGCCCCUUGGCUUACUUGCUAUGGCAGAGGUGGGACGGAUACCUCACUGUGUGUGUGUGUCUCCAUGGGGAAAACAGGGCAGCUCGAGCACCCACAAUGAGAGUUCGAGAGGCAGCACGCGGACAGCGCCCCGGCAAAUCCACGGGCGUUAGCUACCGUCUGAUCUUAAUAAUUACUGUGAUUGCCACCGA
Molecule: messenger RNA, 1731 nt
Organism: Callorhinus ursinus (northern fur seal)
Lineage: Eukaryota; Metazoa; Chordata; Mammalia; Carnivora; Otariidae
Source: RefSeq, a predicted model, not a curated record